UGACGUCUUUAUAUAUAUAAUGCAUUAUAAAAGCAUUUUAAUGCAUUAAUAAUGACUUGUAAUGAUGCACCUUAUAAUGCAUUGUAAAAGCUCAUGAAUAAUCAAGUUUAGAAAAUAAAAUUAAAACACGACAACCAGUUUUUAAACAUAAUACUGAAUCGACAAAUAUUGUUAUGCAUUUUAACUUUGCUUACGAUUAGAAACAUUCAUUAUAACAUACAUAAUGAAUAUGUUUAUAAUGCAUUAUGCAUAAAAGCUUUAAGUAAAGUGUUACGGUGAAUUAUUUUGUUGAUUAUACAAACUGAGUACUAUACAAAUACUAAUAUAGUUUAUACUUUGCACUCCGUAUGCAAAUUUACACAAUUUAAAUCUUAUGUUUAUGGCAUUACUGUAGUAAAAAUGAGAUUUAUGUUCAUUAGGAAGGUUUAAACAUUCUAAAUCGUCAUGAAAUUAAAGUAUUUACGUUUCAUUUCAUGCCAUAAACUAUAGUAUUACUGCAUAUGCUACUGUAGUUUGUGCUUACUGUACAUGCAAAGUUUCUUUGCACUUUUAAUAUAUUUACAUGGUGUUUAUAAAAAUUAGAUUUUCAGGUUUGAAAUGCUCAAGAAAUGCAUGAACUGGGUUUCAUUUCUUUGUACAUACACUGUCUAUUUUUAUCUUUUUGGUAGCAUUCCCGUUAGUUAAUGCCUUAACUAACCCGCAUCAUUGUGUUUGUCACAAUAUUUAUUAAUUUACUAAUAUUUUAGUAUUAUAUUUGAGUUUGUGUUAGCUCAGGUCCAUUAAAUACUAAUAACAGAUGCCAAUUUUUAUUUGAAUGUGUUAGUAAAUGCUGAAAUCAACAUUGGCUAAGAAAACAUGAUUUAAAAGUCUAAUGUAGUUAACUCAUCUUAUUAAGUCAAAUCUUUUUGUAAGGUGUUUUUCUUUUGCGUUUGAUAUUUUUGAUUUGGGGUGAGUUAUGAGCAGGAGCGGUCGGCGUGGGUGUGACGGAGAGAUCGGCGUGUUCCUCCUGUGUUCCUCUGAAUGUUCAAGCAGCUGUAAGUGAGUGUGAUUGAGUGAAUUCGAUCUGUUCCUGUGCUGUCGGAGGUGGCUCUGAUGUCCAGCGGUGGGCGGCACAGAACAGGAGCGAGAGGCGACCGUCCUCACCGCUCAUUCAAUACCCGUCCUGCAGCUCUGUGCUCAACACCAUGUGGACCAUCAUGAUGAUGAUGAUGAAGAAGAAGGAGCCGUGGCGGCUCUGAGCUUUCUUCCAGAGACAUGGACGUGCUGGAAGGUUCCGGAUCUGGAUUCGAGUCUGGAUCCGGGUCGGGUUGGAACCACUCGGACUGGGAGGAAGACCAGUCGCUCUUCACCGACACCGAGCUGGUGGUGUUAACGACGCUGUGUGUGCCGCUGCUGCUGCUCGGCCUGCUGGGAAACGCCCUGACCAUUCUGGUGGUGUGGCGACGCCCACAAAUGAGAAGCACCACCUACCUGUACCUGAGCAGCAUGGCCGUAUCAGACAUCCUCAUCCUGCUGCUGAUGCCUCUGGAUCUCUAUAAGUUGUGGAGGUUUCGUCCGUGGCUGCUGGGCGACGCCGUGUGCAAGCUGUCGAUGUUUGUGGGCGAAUGCUGCACGUUCUCGUCGAUCCUGCACAUGACGGCUCUGGGGGCGGAGCGAUACCUGGCCGUCUGCUUCCCGCUCCGCGCGCGCUUGCUGGUCACCAGGGGGCGUGUCCGCGUGCUGAUCGCGGGGCUGUGGGGCGUGGCCAUGCUCAGCGCGGGGCCGGUGUUUGCUUUGGUGGGGGUGGAGCAGUUUGAGGGCGGAGCCAGCGAGUGCCGCUGCACGCAGUACGCGCAGACCUCCGGCCUUCUGAAAGCCAUGCUGUGGCUCUCCAACCUCUACUUCAUCUGCCCGCUCACCAUCCUGUCGCUCCUGUACGGCCUGAUCGCCCGCCGCCUGCACCUGCGCGCGCACACGCACCGGGACAAAACGCACCGCCAGACCCUCCGCAUGAUGGUGGUGAUCGUGCUGGUGUUCAUCUUGUGCUGGCUGCCGUUCCACGUGAGCCGGACGCUGUUUUCGGUCUCGGACUCGAGCGGUCAGCUGUAUUACAUCAGUCAGUACUUUAAUCUGGUGUCUUUAGUGCUGUUUUACGUCAGCGCCGCUGUGAAUCCUCUGCUGUAUAACAUCAUGUCCGCUCGCUACCGCGCCAACGUCCUCGCCAUGCUGCGGCUGACGGUGGGCUCCACGGACGAGCUGCGCCACAGGGCCCGCACCUCCCCGCUGACCGCCUCUCACUCCAGCACACACUUCUGACCGCGUGAGUGUGUUUGUUAGGCUCGAAACAAACUACAAGACUCUAGAAGAAACCACUGAGGUUUGUUACGGCCACAUGAAUGCAGUAUAUCUGUGGGAUCUGGCCGAGCACGUUCAUGUUUACUUUUUGCAUUACUUGUGUUCAUCUGUGUAUUUAGGGUCGGCACUGUCCCUUCUGCCACCUGCAGAUCAAUUACAGAAUAUCUGCAAAUGGACAGAGCGUCAGUGAGCCUUUUAGCAACACUAGAUAUAUUUAAUGUGUGUUUGAAUUGUAUUUAUUGUGCUGGACAGGGCUUAUGUCAUGGAUAUUGAAUAAAAGGCUGCUCUU
Labeo rohita (rohu) is the source of this 2623-nucleotide messenger RNA. Its product is annotated as growth hormone secretagogue receptor type 1. Bases 1255 to 2295 code for a protein of 346 amino acids. NCBI's taxonomy places the organism in Eukaryota, Metazoa, Chordata, Actinopteri, Cypriniformes, Cyprinidae. The record is from RefSeq and is a predicted model, not a curated record. The transcript is spliced from 3 exons. Gene Ontology annotation, molecular function: growth hormone secretagogue receptor activity. Gene Ontology annotation, cellular component: plasma membrane. Gene Ontology annotation, biological process: G protein-coupled receptor signaling pathway; hormone-mediated signaling pathway.